AUGAGGUUUUGGAUAUGCAAAGCGAAAGCAAGCUGUUGAAAACGUUGACGGAGAGAGAGACUGAAAUCUUUUAGUCGCUCUCUGGGCCCCAAAAGAUGCUUCACUUCUGAAUAAGAGAAAAUUGUGUUUAGACCUGAAUUGAUGGAUUCAGCAUUUUGCCGGGAGUUUCUGGGGUAAGUUAUAUCAAAGCAAUACAUUCCACUAUUAUUUUCAUCUGAAAAUACUCAACGGAUGCUGAGGCUCACCCUGAAGAACCUGACAGCUUGAACAAAGUUUUGUAUUUUGAGGAUGGGUGCCGCCUUCAAGAAGUUCUGUAUGCGAUUUUGCUGUUGCUGCUGCUGUGAGGAUGACGAGGAGGAAGAAAAGAGACCUUUACUUAGGCCUGUCAUGUCUUCUGUCCCGCAGGGCUACCGGCGUUUGAGCAUCGACAUCGAGGCCAUGAGAGACAUGAGAAGAGAGGUGCGAGAUAAAUGGAAGAUGAUUUUAGAGAAUCUGGGGUUCAUGGCUGAAGCCGAGUCUCUGCUGACCGUGUCUACCAGCGCAUCAAAUGACCGCAUGAGAAACGCAGCGGUCGCCCGCAACCUUCUGCAGACCCUCCACACCGAGACAUCCUUAUUCAACAGCAGAGAGCCUCCACCCGAGAGAUACCUCUUCAUCCUGGACCGGCUAAUUUAUCUGGAUGCUGCUGAGGAUUUUGUGGCAAAGGCUCGACGCUUCUACCCUCCUAAAGAUGAUGAUGAUGAUGAUGAUGAUGAAGAGGAAAACACCAAUCGAAUAAAUCUUCCUCUGCUGCUGUCCCGCAUGAAUCAGAACAUCUCUGGAGGAGAGGACGAGGAUGAUGAGGGCGAGACCACCGGUCCAGAGGAGUGACAAUGAGAUUAGAUUGUGUCGAUGUUUUCAGAAAUCAGCUUGAGGGGUUUUGGAGGUAAAUGGAUUUUGACUGAUGUCAGUUCGGGUCAAGGUGGAUGGGGAUGCGGAAGAUUAAAUGGCGCAAGUUUAAACCAUUUAUUAGACAAAUGCUUUUUUGAGAAAGAGGAGACGGUUUUCAGAAUCAUCAAAAUAGCUGCAGGUCUCACAUUUUAUGUAACUAUGAAUUAUAAGCUCAUUAGAAGAUUCAGGAUUACUGAGGCACGUUGAUAUUGUAAGUCUAAG
Sinocyclocheilus grahami is the source of this 1152-nucleotide messenger RNA. Its product is annotated as melanoregulin-like. Bases 289 to 870 code for a protein of 193 amino acids. Gene Ontology annotation, cellular component: melanosome. Gene Ontology annotation, biological process: melanosome transport. The record is from RefSeq and is a predicted model, not a curated record. Lineage: Eukaryota; Metazoa; Chordata; Actinopteri; Cypriniformes; Cyprinidae. The transcript has 6 exons.